Molecule: messenger RNA, 585 nt
Organism: Hemibagrus wyckioides
Lineage: Eukaryota; Metazoa; Chordata; Actinopteri; Siluriformes; Bagridae
Product: ictacalcin-like
Exons: 3
Coding region: 144-422 (92 amino acids)
Molecular function (GO): calcium ion binding; transition metal ion binding
Source: RefSeq, a predicted model, not a curated record
GCUGUCUUGGGUUAUGCGAGGAAAAAGAGGAUGGGGCAAAGGGUUGCUGCAUAUAUUGGCCGGUCCAUCUCUCCUUGACUCACUUCCUCCUUCUCCCUCUUCAUUUGUGCUGGUCAAGCUCUGUGUGCAAACUUAACGUCAUCAUGUCCCAGCUCCAGAAAGGAAUGGCAAUGCUCAUCGCUACCUUUCAUAAAUACUCCGGCAAGGAGGGAGACAAAUUAACUCUUUCCAAGGGAGAGCUAAAAGAUCUGCUUAACAACGAGAUGGGUGAAAUGUUUGCGAAGUGCACAGAUCAAGCGAAACUGGAAAAGAUGUUUAAGGACCUAGACGCUAAUGCUGAUGGUAAAGUGGACUUUCAAGAGUAUAUCACCCUUGUGGCCUGCAUUACCACGUUGUGCAACGAGUUCUUCUCACAGAAGUAAUAAAUGGGGACUGACCCUUAACAGCCAAAAAUAAUGCAAAACACACAUACCAAUUGUCUAUAUUUUUUUUGUUUGUUUGAUACACAUAAAGAAAUGUUUGGCAUCUUACAAUGAUAAAUGCAUGAGGCAAAAAAAACAUUUGAAAUAAACUAUUUGAAUACGU